GUGCGUCGGACUGUCCGCCGGAAGUGAUGUAGGUUGGACUAACUCCCGGGGACGCUCUUGAGCAUUGAGUAAUGUUUGCGAGUUGGGGCUGGUGCUUAAAAAAGCAAGCUGCUCAGCGAGUUCACUGCUCUUCACGGACCUAAACUAACGUCGUGCACGCUCACUGUAGAGAUAUGUAGAACAAUACGCACUCCUAUUUAAAGUUGUUGUUUUUUUUCAUUCUGGUUCUAGAUGGGCGUGGUGAUAUGUCCUUGCAUUCGGCUCUAAUUGGAAGCACUGCACUCGGGAUUAUGUCAUCUGUGGUGUUUUUUAGAGCGACUGGAAUGAGCAUGUAUCUUGAAGAAUAAUGAAGGCGACCAGUCAGUCAGUUUCAAGUAUAGGAAGCAGUUUAUAAUAGCCAAACGUGAUGGAUAAUCGACUGAAGAGGAAGCUGACGUUCUUCACCAUUGGGCUCAUAUUUCUUCUUAGCGGUGUGGAAUAUGCUGUAAUAUUGCCCACAAUAUGGAUGUACUUGCAGACUUUGGAUGCAGCACCUUACUUUCUGGGCUUGGCCCUGUCUGCAUUCAGCUUGACUGGCCUCCUGUCGGGACCGCUGUUUGGCCACUGGUCCGACAGAACACGGACCACCAAGAAAAUCAUUUUGUUUGCCAACUUUUUUGAGUUAAUUGGUAACUUGAUGUACUUUAUGGGCUAUUCCAAAUGGCUGUUACUGUCAAGCAGACUGGUGGCAGGCAUAGGCACAGGUGCUGGCUCAUCUAUCUUUGGCGUCCUGACCAGAAGCACUGCCCCCAAGGACCGCGCCACUGUGUUUGCUAGUGUCAUGGCAUGUCGACAAGCUGGCCUUCUGAUUGGUCCAGCAUGUAACGUCUUCCUGAGGCUGUGUGAUUUCCACCUGGGUCCUUUCGUGGUCAAUAAAUAUACAGCGCCAGGGUUGUUCAUGUGCCUGCUGUGGACUCUCCUUCAACUGGCGGUGAUCUUCAUGUACUGGGACCUACCGCCUCUAGAGAACAGGGAGGACACGCAGAGUUCAACAGGCCAGAGCAUGGAGGAGGAGGACCACGAGCACGAGAGAGUGCUGGUGGAAGAGGACAAUGACGAGGAAAGGCCGCUGAUGGGGUCCCAGGAGGUGGAGGGGUCCUACGGCUCGGUCUUGGAAUCCAAACCACCCAGAUUGGAUGCCUCUGCUGCCUCAAAUACCACGCUAAAUUCUAUCUCUGAAUCUCCCUCGCCCGAGCUACCAGAGUCCCAUGAGUCUUCCUGUUCCUAUAAGGAGUUCAGCAUAUCCCGAGAGUUCCUGAGAGAAGAAGUGGUCGUGCUGCUGGCUGCUCAGUUCAUCACCCUCUUCAAUCAGACAGCGCUGGAGACCAUGGUGACCCCGAUGACCCAGAAGUACUUUGGCUACGGGGAGCUGGAGAACAGCGUGAUGUACUGUCUCUGCGGUGUGGAGGUGAUCGCUGCCUUUCUAUUUGUGUACUGGCUGAGCCAGCGUGUUGCUGAGCGAGUGGUCCUGGCCAUCGGUCUGACCAUCUGCAACGUCUCUGCUGUCUGGUGCCUCAUCUUCCUGGCUAACCCACUAGGUGGCUUCCCAUGGCGGCUGACUGAGUUCAUCAUUGGGGUGUUUCUGCAGGUUUUGGGUUUGCCAUUUGUAGCAGUCGCUCAGGUUUCCCUCUUCUCUAAAGUUACUGCUGUGGAAACACAAGAUGAUGCUGGCUUUCUCAUACGAGCGGCUGGUUGCACCUGUUGCAGUGGACGAGUCGGACGAGUCGGUCAGCUCUGGCUAAUCCACCAGAUGGACUAUGCAAUGAAAGUGGAUGUGGAAGCAUGCAGGGUGAUAACACACACACUGACCGCACACACCUCACCUCCUCCUGAGGGUGUACUUAAAUCUUGGACUUGUCAGCUUUGUGUGCAGAGGCUGAUCAAAGCACUGUUAUGGUGUACAGUAUAUGUUCAUUUCCCAUGGAAAUAUGGAAUAUGGAGUCCAAGCUUUGGAUGAAAGCCGAUUCUGUAAUUUUGUGUUCUGCACAGAGUACCAACUACACUUUGGUGCAUCACACAUUCUGCCAUUAAUAAACAUGCCAAGUGGUUGUGGAUUUAGCUGACCUAUGUCCUUGAGCUGUAGGAGAAUAAAUGAGCUGUUCAGCCUUGGUUCUUGACACCGCAUCUUCUGGAAAAACAAGCAUUCGAAAUAUAAACGAGGCGUUAUUGUCCUCUAAAGUCAAAUGCUCAAAGUUGUAACCAACACUUUACUCUGCUGAUUCGUCACAAGGAUUUUGACCGCGACAAAAAAUCAUGUCAAUCCACUUCUUUACUCUGAUUUAUUCGGUCUACGUCUGAUAUAAUGGUUUUCCCUCGAACACUGGACAUUUGCAAAAACUUGUACGUUUUAUUUUCCUUGCAAGUUGUAUUUAUUCAUUUAAAUGUGGAAUUAUGUGCUUUGUUAAUUAAUACAUUCAGAGUGGCCUCUAUACGAUUGAGGCAUUUUGUUCACUGGGGUGGUCACUGUCUAAAAGCUAACGCUAACACAAAGCAAUUGAAUUAAUGUGGGUUUUAACUGUCUGUCAAUCCGUGGUGAUGAAUGUAUAAGGCAUUUGAAACCUUACAGUAAUAAAAAUUCUCAGGCCAAGACUAAAUACAAUAGCUAUCUGUCAAACCCUAAUUGAAGGAAGUUAUUAAAAUGUCUCAUCUUCCCUGGCACAAAGGCUGUUGAGGGUUAAAUUAAGAUUCCUGCUUUAAAAAAGUACAUAUUUCUAAUUGUUUGAUGCUGAUGUAGUACAUACAUUCAACACUAGUGGGCACUCUUAGUCUUUCUACCGAAGUAUAUCCCCGUCGGUACUGCUGAGCCAAAUGCUUGUAGUGUGAUAUCAGCCGAUCAGAUAACUCCAUAAGGGGCACUAUUACAAAUACACAUUUAAGGGAAAAAACGCUUUUGUAAAAAGUCUUGUAGUUGUUUUAGGUGGCAGGACAGAAAGCACACACCAAUCAAAGCACAGUUUUUUUUAUUUAUUUAUUUUUUCCCCAGAAGGCUUUACAUUAUGUGUUUUACCUCUUGAUCAUUUGUUCAGGUUUUCUAUUCACAAACACCAAAAAUAUGUUAUGUACCAUGACACUAUUUCUUAUUUAUUAGAUCACUUGUGGGCUCCUAACAUGUAGGCAACACAAAUGUUAUUGUAUUACUUGUCUCUAUACAGAAAAGAUGAACUUUCACCAUACUUGGUUGGCUUAUGUUUCGUUAUUGUCUCGACUAACUGUAAACAGGAAAAUACAUUUAAAAAAAUAUAAUGUAAUUCACAAAAAACUAUGUAGGAUUUUAAUAUAUUAAAAGGCUAUAUUUAUAUGUAA
Perca fluviatilis (European perch) is the source of this 3342-nucleotide messenger RNA. It is a transcript of the gene mfsd8l1, whose product is annotated as major facilitator superfamily domain containing 8-like 1. NCBI's taxonomy places the organism in Eukaryota, Metazoa, Chordata, Actinopteri, Perciformes, Percidae. The record is from RefSeq and is a predicted model, not a curated record. Gene Ontology annotation, molecular function: transmembrane transporter activity. The transcript is spliced from 11 exons. The coding region runs from base 407 to 1996 and encodes 529 amino acids. Gene Ontology annotation, biological process: transmembrane transport.